Pelecanus crispus (Dalmatian pelican) is the source of this 1416-nucleotide messenger RNA. It is a transcript of the gene SEPTIN10, whose product is annotated as septin 10. Gene Ontology annotation, molecular function: GTP binding. The record is from RefSeq and is a predicted model, not a curated record. Lineage: Eukaryota; Metazoa; Chordata; Aves; Pelecaniformes; Pelecanidae.
AUGAUUCUUCUGCAAGGAAGGUGGUGGGAGCAAAAUGAUGGCUAUCGAACUUUAUCCUUGUCCGGGCAUGUUGGUUUUGGUAGUUUACCUGAUCAACUGGUUAAAAAAUCCAUCAAGCAGGGCUUCUGCUUCAACAUUCUUUGCAUUGGGGAAACUGGAAGUGGGAAAUCAACCUUGAUAAACAGUUUGUUUAACACCAGUUUUGAUGACCCUGUGUCAACGCAUUUUCUGCCAAAUGUACGACUUAGAGCCCAGACUUACGAACUCCAGGAAAGUAAUGUUCUUUUGAAGCUGACCAUUGUAAAUACAGUGGGAUUUGGUGACCAGAUAAACAAAGAAGAUAGCUAUCAGCCAAUAGUGGAUUAUGUAGAUGCACAAUUUGAAGCCUAUCUCCAGGAGGAACUGAAAAUUAAACGUUCUUUGUUUAGCUACCAUGACACUCGCAUCCAUGUCUGCCUCUAUUUCAUUUCACCUACAGGCCAUUCCCUAAAAACCCUAGAUUUGUUAACCAUGAAAAGCCUAGACAGCAAGGUGAACAUUAUACCAAUUAUAGGCAAAGCAGACAGCAUUUCUAAAACCGAAUUACAGAAGUUCAAGAACAAAAUCAUGAGUGAAUUAGUUAGUAAUGGCGUCCACAUAUACCAGUUUCCAACUGAUGAUGAAACCGUUUCUAAAAUUAAUACCAUCAUGAAUGGUCAUUUGCCGUUUGCCGUAGUAGGAAGUACAGAAGAGGUGAGAAUUGGAAACAAAAUGGUGAGAGCUCGUCAGUACCCCUGGGGCAUUGUACAAGUGGAAAAUGAGAACCACUGUGACUUUGUAAAGCUUCGUGAGAUGCUUAUUUGCACAAAUAUGGAAGACUUAAGAGAGCAGACUCAUGCACGACAUUAUGAGUUGUACAGACGCUGCAGACUGGAAGAGAUGGGCUUCAGAGACAUUGGCCCUGAGAACAAACCAGUCAGUCUACAGGAAGCCUAUGAGGCAAAGAGGCAUGAGUUCUACCUUGAACUGCAAAGAAAAGAGGAGGAGAUGAGACAACAGUUUGUGCAGAGAGUGAAGGAGAAAGAAGCAAUAUUGAAAGAAGCAGAGCAACAGGUACAGACUAAAUUUGAACAUCGUAUGCUAAUGCAUCGAGAAGUGAAAAUGAAAUUAGAGGAAAAAAAGAAAGUUCUAGAAGAUGAAAUAGCUAUGUUUAUUGAGAAGAAAGCUAAUGCUGAAUUACUCCAAUCACAAGCAUCUGUUUCUACCCCUGUAGUUAGUAAGAGAGACAAGGACCGCAAAAAGAAACAAGGUUUUCGACUUGAACUCCUGUGCUUUGAUGUCAGAGAUGAAGAAAUUGUGAAUGUUCACGAACAGAGCGAGAGGGAGAGGGAGAAGUUAGAGAGGGAGAGAAAUUCACCCAGGGAAUUCCAGAAAUAG